AUGUUCAAAACUCUGCCAAUCGCCGUUGCAACAGCCUUGUAUUUCCAAGCUGUCCAUGCAUCGGAGAAACCCAUAAGCUUCUGUACCAAAGGAGGCUGCGAGGAAGAUAACUGUCCGGUGGCCCUCGCCACCGCGGGCACCGGUUAUCCCAACUGCGUCAUCUACGACAGUAAAGAUCUCUUCUCCUCAGAGCUUGGAUUCUCGACAUCCGAUCACGGCGCAUACGCCCCGUUCAUCAAUGUCGAGGAGCCCAACGAGGGCUGUACCAUGAUGAUCAAGUCUCCAGCCAACACAGACAUAGAAGGCUGCGGCAAGCUUGUUGGCUCUUUCAAGCAGGGGACUUGCACCCGCCUCCCCAUCCAUAGCAGCGUCAUGAUCCAGUACUGCUGUGGAUAUCGCUGUGACGAUGCCGGCGUGGAACUCACGCGCUCUGCCAAGUUUCGCCGAGCCCUCGAAAGCCGCGGCGGUGGCGGCGGUGCUGUUUACCUGAAGUAUGCGAAUGGAACGCUCAUCCCGCCGUCCAAAGAGGGUGCGAUAGAGGUGCCUGGCCCGGACACAGACAAAAGAAGUGUCUUUAAGUCCGUUGACUUGCUACCUCGCGGGGACGAGGACAAGGACAAGGGCAAGUGCAAAGACUGGAAGUCCGAUCCCGACUUGAAGAGAGACCCGUACACCAAGCCUUCGGACAAGACGGACAUCGUCUACGCAAGUGUUGCCGCUGGAACCACGAUCACUAUCACCAAGACCCGAUCGCAGUCGUGGACUAACGGGGCGGAUAUGAGCAUUAGCUUUGCGGAUGUCAUUGGAUUCGGCACUAGCAUUUCUGAGUCGUUCACCGAAGAGAAGUCGGAUUCGACUUCUAUUGCGUGGACCGCUCCGAAAGACCAGGGUGGUGAUGUUGCUUUCACUGCUACGCUGAAGUGUACCCGGGGCACUGGGAAAUGUGACGGAAAGGAUUUUGAGGGCGAGAUUUGUGAACCGUGGGUCGACGACGACGAUCAACUGGUUGGCGAGUACUCGGUGGUUGUCCACGACUAA
Messenger RNA from Aspergillus candidus, 1038 nucleotides. RefSeq lists its product as uncharacterized. The transcript is spliced from 3 exons. The coding region runs from base 1 to 1038 and encodes 345 amino acids. Lineage: Eukaryota; Fungi; Ascomycota; Eurotiomycetes; Eurotiales; Aspergillaceae. The record is from RefSeq and is a predicted model, not a curated record.